Dendrobium catenatum is the source of this 1705-nucleotide messenger RNA. Its product is annotated as ALA-interacting subunit 3. NCBI's taxonomy places the organism in Eukaryota, Viridiplantae, Streptophyta, Magnoliopsida, Asparagales, Orchidaceae. The record is from RefSeq and is a predicted model, not a curated record. Gene Ontology annotation, cellular component: plasma membrane; Golgi apparatus; endoplasmic reticulum. The transcript is spliced from 8 exons. The coding region runs from base 274 to 1329 and encodes 351 amino acids.
GCGCGGUGAGCUUCUGGAGUCGCUUAUUUGGCAGAUCGUCACGUUUUUUCCUCCUCCGCAAUUGCCUAUUUCUCUCUGCUGGGUGAAGAUGUGGCUUUGCCGUGCCCUAUCUUCUUCAUCCCCUUCUACACUCAACAACCACUGAGAGGAGAUAAAAGGGUAGAGAGGAGAGUUGGGGGUUAGGGAUCAGCAGUCUUUCUCUACUCUGUUGAGGAUUUGGGAGUAACCAAUCUAAAUUUUCUUUUUUAUUGAAUCAUCGCUCCUAUAUAAACGAUGAAGAACGAUACUGGCAUCUCUGCGGCCAGGCCUAGUGCGGGAUCUGGGGACGGAAAUGCUGCUCGGAGGAAUUCGAACAGACCGAAAUAUUCGAGGUUCACCCAGCAAGAGCUUCCAGCAUGCAAGCCUAUUCUGACACCACAAUGGGUGAUCUCAGUAUUCACUUUGAUUGGCGUAAUCUUCAUUCCUAUCGGUGUCGUUGCGCUGCUUGCUUCUAAUGAUGUUGUUGAAAUUGUGGAUCGGUACGAAAUUGCAUGCGUACCACCUAACAUGACGCAUGAUAAGAUUGGAUACAUUCAGAAUCCAUCUAUUAGCAAAACCUGUACACGGAAACUUAAGGUACCCAAGGAUAUGGACAAGCCUAUUUAUGUGUACUAUCAGCUUGACAACUUCUAUCAGAAUCAUAGGAGGUAUGUUAAGAGCCGAAAUGAUCAACAACUGAGGGAUGCUAGCAAAGCUAAUGAGACGAGUGGCUGUGACCCAGAAAAAACCACUGCAGAUGGAAUGCCUAUUGUCCCUUGUGGUCUUAUAGCAUGGAGUUUGUUCAAUGACACAUACAGCUUCAACCGUGGAAAUGGUGAAGCAAUGAUAGUGAAUAAGAAGGAUAUUUCAUGGAAGAGUGAUAGGGAUCACAAGUUUGGAUCUGAUGUCUAUCCCAAAAACUUCCAGAAUGGAGCUCUAAUAGGCGGUGGAAAGCUGGACCCCAAGUUAAGUGAGCAAGAGGAUCUUAUUGUUUGGAUGCGUACCGCGGCCCUUCCAACAUUUAGGAAGUUGUAUGGAAGGAUAGAUGUGGAUCUUAAGGAGAAUGAUAUCAUUACAGUGGCGCUGGAGAACAACUACAACACCUACAGUUUUGGUGGCAAGAAAAAGCUGGUACUUUCAACCACAACCUGGCUUGGAGGAAGGAACAGCUUCCUUGGUAUCGCAUAUCUUUCUGUUGGUGGCUUAUGCUUCUUCUUAUCAACAGCCUUCACUGUAGUAUCCUUGGUAAAGCCCAGGACAAUUGGGGAUCCUUCCUAUUUGUCAUGGAAUAGAAAUCCUGCAAGUCAAUAGAUGUUCCGUAGUCCAGUAAUGCUUAUCAAUGUUGCUUGUUUAUUCAAAUAUCCUUCCAUCUGCUUAAAAGAUAUAAGCUUACUUUGUAUUUGAAUCAGUUCUAACAAAAAUUUUCUAAGUAGUGUAUGAUUAAUUACUUGAGAUCGUCGCCAUUCUUCCAGCUGAACCUGAAAAUUAACUCCCUUUACUUGCAGAAUCUUUUCUGCCAGCUUUUUUUAUUUUUUAUGUUGAGUCUGUUGUUGUUCUCAUUUAUCAACCUGAAGAGAGUAUUUGUCUCAAAACGUUUGAAUUAUAGUCAUGGCUAUGUAAAUAAAUUUUAUGCUAUUAUGUUUCAAAUAUUAUAAAUAUUGGGAGCCCAAAUUGAGGCUUCGUUUAA